Messenger RNA from Exophiala xenobiotica, 3920 nucleotides. RefSeq lists its product as uncharacterized. The transcript is spliced from 3 exons. Gene Ontology annotation, cellular component: actin cortical patch; clathrin-coated vesicle. Gene Ontology annotation, biological process: clathrin coat assembly; actin filament organization; endocytosis. NCBI's taxonomy places the organism in Eukaryota, Fungi, Ascomycota, Eurotiomycetes, Chaetothyriales, Herpotrichiellaceae. The coding region runs from base 136 to 3315 and encodes 1059 amino acids. Gene Ontology annotation, molecular function: clathrin-cargo adaptor activity; clathrin light chain binding; phosphatidylinositol-3,5-bisphosphate binding. The record is from RefSeq and is a predicted model, not a curated record.
GUCAGACUGGCGUUCUUCGUUCCUACAUCCUACAGCUCGGCGGAGGGGAGGAAGUCUUCAAAGACUUCGAGUGCGCUUUAUGACGGCUUUGGGAGAACAGAAGCAUCACACGACUCUCAUCACCACCACACCAGCAUGUCUUAUCCUGCUUUGACCGGCGGCGGCACUGGCCGCAACAUCGACCACAGCAGAACCGAGUCCGAUCUGGCCAUCAACAUCCGUAAAGCCACGAGCAUCGAAGAGACGGCGCCCAAGCGAAAACAUGUCCGAAGCUGCAUUGUCUACACCUGGGAUCACAAAUCCUCCCUAUCCUUCUGGGCGGGCAUGAAGGUUCAACCCAUCCUCGCAGACGAAGUCCAGACCUUCAAAGCCCUCAUCACAAUCCACAAAGUGUUGCAGGAAGGACACCCAGUCACGGUGAAAGAGGGUCAACAAAAUGUCAAUUGGAUAGAGAGCCUGGCAAGAGGUGUGACGGGUGAAGGCUUGAGAGGAUACGGACCUCUCAUCAGAGAAUACGUCUUCUUCCUCCUUGCCAAAUUGGGAUUUCACCGACAACAUCCAGAGUUUAACGGACUAUUCGAAUAUGAGGAGUACAUCAGUCUGAAGUCAAUCAAUGAUCCCAAUGAAGGCUACGAGACAAUUUCAGAUCUGAUGACUCUGCAAGAUCAGAUUGACACAUUCCAGAAAUUGAUCUUCUCUCACUUCCGCGGUGGUGCGAACAAUGAGUGCAGGAUUGCAGCCCUGGUGCCUUUGGUACAGGAAAGCUAUGGCAUUUACAAGUUCAUCACCAGCAUGCUGCGAGCGAUGCACACCACCACCGGCGAUGACGACGCGCUCGAACCCUUGCGCUCGCGGUACAACGGCCAACAUUACCGCCUGGUCAAAUUCUACUACGAAUGCUCCAAUCUGCGAUACCUCACAUCCUUGAUCACCGUUCCCAAACUCCCCCAAGACCCUCCUAGCCUCCUGGCCGAAGAUGAAGAAAAGCCUGCGCUACCCAGACGACCACAGAAAGAGAUCGAGCGUGCUCCUUCCCCUGUGGCCAAGAAUGGCACUCCAGAUCCAAAAGAUAUGGACGAUUUCUGGUCAAGAGAAGCGCAGAGACAACAAGACGAGUAUGAAGCAGAGCAGCGACGUCUGCAGCAGCAAUGGGAGGAACAACAGCGUCAGCAAAUGCUUGCUCAGCAAGAUGCGCAGCGUGCUUUUGAGGAGCAGCAGAGAAUGCAGGCCGAGCAGCAACGACUGGCGCAGGAACAACUAAUGCGCGAUCAGUAUGCUGCACAGACUCAGGGUCGCAUGGCAGAACUGGAGCGGGAGAAUCUGAAUGCACGCGCACAAUAUGAGCGCGACCAGUUGAUGCUCCAGCAAUACGAUCAACGCAUGAAAGCCUUGGAGGAACAACUACAACAGCUGAACAACAAUUUUCACAUGCAAUCGCAGUCCAAGGACGAUCAAAUUUCUGCUCUGCAGGAGCAAGUCAACACAUGGCGGUCGAAGUACGAAGCUCUGGCGAAACUGUACUCUCAAUUGCGUCAAGAGCAUCUCGACCUGUUGCAGACCACCAAAUCAUUGAAACUGAAGGCGGCCUCAGCACAGGAAGCUAUUGACCGCCGAGAACGACUCGAACGCGAAAUGAAGACCAAGAAUCUGGAAUUGGCCGACAUGAUCAGAGAACGCGACCGAGCUCUGCAUGAGAAAGACCGUUUCCAGGGCGGGCAUCGUGAGGAAGUUGAAAAGCUGAAGCGAGAAUUGCGAUUGGCCAUCGAACGAGCCGAAAAUGCAGAGCGAUCCAAAGGUUCCGAACUGUCGUCCAUGCUUGCCAAGUACAAUCGUGAGAUGGCCGAUCUCGAAGAGGCUGUACGAAGCAAGACAAGACAGCUCGAGGAGAUCCGGUCGAAACAUGGCGAGCGCAAUAUGGACCAUGAAGCAGUUCUCCGCGAGAAGGACGACGAGAUCGAGAUCUACAAGUCUGGAAUGGAGCAAGCUCUGGAAGAACUCGAAGAGCUCAAAUUGAACGGCGGCGAGGCUGACGGUGCGCUGGACGGCGCCAUUGACGAAGUCAUCAAGAGCAACGUCACCAAGAUCCACGACAUUAUCGAUUCCGUUCUUCAAAGUGGUGUGCAAAGAGUUGACGACGCCAUGUACGAACUCGACUCUCCUAUGCAAGCCGGUAACCAGAAUGCAACGGCACCGUACGUCUUGUCUCAAAUUGAGAAGGCGUCCGCUAGUGCAACUGAAUUCUCGACAGCCUUCAAUAACUUUGUGGCCGACGGACCGAACAGUGACCACUCGGAAAUCAUCAAGACAGUUUCGGUCUUUGCAGCAUCCAUAGCUGAUGUCCUUUCCAACACCAAGGGCUUGACUCGAUUCGCGACCGAGGAGAAGAAGGGAGACGAAUUGAUCAACUCUGCUAGGCAAUCGGCGCUGUCGACAAUUAAUUUCUUCCGCAGCUUGCAAUCCUUCCGGCUUGAAGGCCUAGAACCAAUGCAGAAGAGCGACGUCGUGAUCAACAACAACCACGAGGUCCUGAUGAAGUUGCAGCGACUGUCCAAGCUCGCUGACGCUUUCGCGCCGAAGGGCAGCAAACUCAGCACGACAGGCGAUCUCGGCGACCUGGUGGAUUCGGAACUGACGAAGGCUGCCAAUGCCAUCGACGCUGCUGCUCAACGUCUGGCGAAGAUGAGGAACAAGCCUCGCGACGGGUAUUCCACGUAUGAACUGAAAGUCAACGACAUAAUCCUCGAAGCGGCCAUCGCGGUGACCAAUGCAAUUGCACAACUCAUCAAGGCAGCGACAGAUUCACAGAACGAGAUUGUGCGCGAGGGCCGUGGCUCUUCGUCCCGAACGGCGUUCUACAAGAAGAACAACCGCUGGACGGAAGGCCUGAUCAGCGCGGCGAAGGCGGUGGCCAGCUCGACAAAUACCUUGAUUGAGACGGCGGACGGUGUGAUCAACGGGCGCAACAGUCCCGAGCAGUUGAUUGUGGCGUCAAACGAUGUUGCUGCCAGCACAGCGCAGCUGGUGGCUGCCAGCAGGGUGAAGGCCAGUUUCAUGUCCAAGACGCAAGAUCGACUGGAGCAAGCGUCGAGAGCGGUGGGUGCGGCGUGCAGAGGGCUCGUCCGGCAGGUGCAGGAUAUCAUCAAGGAGAGGCAGCGUGAUGAGGGCGAGAGUGUGGACUAUGGAAGUCUCAGUUCGCAUGAGUUCAAGGUCAGGGAGAUGGAACAACAGGUCGAAAUCUUGAAACUCCGGAAUUCUCUGGAAGCGGCGCAGGCGAGACUCGGUGAGAUGCGGAAGAUUUCGUAUCGCGAGGAUUGAGACUACCUGGCUGGGGGUCUGCUGUGGGUUCGAACGGAACGGUAAACGGGCGUCUGCAAGCAAGCGAGUGAAGGAAUUGAAGGUUCGUUGGCCCUGUGGUCCUCGGUCAGCAAUGCAUUCCAACGGAGCAAGUGGUCAACAGCAUGGGGUUGGAAGGAUGGCUGUGCAAGCAUACGAAGCCGGAUGCCGUGCCAUGCAGAGCAUUGCUUUGUAGAAUGAUACCAUGGUCAUCCGUUCGCUGCCGUCCAGAAAGCCGGCCAGUGUGUAUGUGCACUCUCCUGCGGUGCAGAACUGAGUCGUCGUUCCUCGUGAGCUUCAUGCUCGACUGGUGAGAUUGAGGCCCAUCCUGUUGAGUUUCUCCCUCUUGUUUGCUCCGACUGCGGCGCUGCGCUUCGGGUAGGCCACAGGUUCGUUCAAUGCUGUGGCAUCGUGUAGGAGGAUAUCCGGUCUCUUCCUGGUCAGGAUGGUCCCGUUCUCGUGGCCUUGCCCUUUUCAUUGCCGUGGCCUCGUCGUGGUCUCGCCCUUGCACGUGUCCUUGGUGGUGACGGCGUUUAUCCAGAUAGACAGCGCAAGCAAACGAAGGGAUGCGGGAUGGAAACUUUGGC